AUGCAUGCAAUUAAAGAAACAUUAUUGGGAGACUAUGCAAAUUUUGUUGAGUUUGUGAUAGGUGAUGAUGUUAAAACUUUAUUGACAAGUAACUAUGAAGGAGCUGAUUUUGUACUUAUUGAUUGCAAAUUGGAGGAUUUUCAAGAAGUAUUUGAAGCAGCACAACAAGGUGUUAGUGUUAAAGGUGCAUUUAUUGUAGGGUACAACGCCCUACAUGAAGGACCUAGGUUAAAUUUUGAUCACAAGGGUUACUUUCUACCAAUUGGAGAAGGGUUACUAGUUAGUAAAAUUAGUGCUUCAGAAGGUAAUAGGAUUGUUAGUGGAAGGAGGAGCCAUUGGAUUGUCGAGGUUGAUGAAUGCACUGGGGAAGAACAUGUUUAUAGGGUCAGUACUUCUCCAAAUACAAAUUAA
Lycium ferocissimum is the source of this 411-nucleotide messenger RNA. RefSeq lists its product as uncharacterized. Bases 1 to 411 code for a protein of 136 amino acids. The record is from RefSeq and is a predicted model, not a curated record. Lineage: Eukaryota; Viridiplantae; Streptophyta; Magnoliopsida; Solanales; Solanaceae. The transcript has a single exon.